Molecule: messenger RNA, 639 nt
Organism: Penicillium bovifimosum
Lineage: Eukaryota; Fungi; Ascomycota; Eurotiomycetes; Eurotiales; Aspergillaceae
Exons: 2
Coding region: 1-639 (212 amino acids)
Source: RefSeq, a predicted model, not a curated record
AUGGCAAUGCCACAGCAACGUGACUACUUAGUCGUCGGUAACAAUCCUCAACGUACCACCACCACCGGCAGGAUAGUCGUCCUGAAUGGCUUCCCGGGCACAGGCAAGCUCACUAUUCUAAAGCAAGCCAAAAAGCUCUUGCCCGCCGACACGACCAUCCUCUUGGACAACCACCUGCUCAUUGACCCCGUAAUGGCAGUCAUACCCGACCGAAGCGAUGAACACCACGAGCUGCGCCGCAAGUUACGGGCGCCCAUCUUUAAGAAGCUAGGAGAAUGCGCACAAGAGGGCUACGUCAUCUUCAUGACGGCAUGCCUGGCCGAAGAUGACGUGAGGGAUACCGCCGUCCUCAAGGAGCACCUCGACAUGGUGCGCGGGACCGACGUACCCAUCAUUUGGGUGAAUGUACACUGUGACCAGACAGCCCUGGAGCGUCGCCUUAGGAGCCCCGAGCGCUGCCAAGGGGCCAAGACGAAGCUGACGGAGGUGCGCGUACUCCAGGACCUGCUGCGUGAGCACCGCCUCAUUGAGCCGAGUAAGAGCGCCGACGGAUCGACGAAGCUAGUAGUAGAAACCUUGGAUGUGAGCGGGCCGGUGGAACUCUCUGUCAGCCGUUUGAUGAGCGCGAUCGGUUUUUAA